Messenger RNA from Closterium sp. Naga37s-1, 1284 nucleotides. The record is from the annotation of a GenBank genome assembly. Lineage: Eukaryota; Viridiplantae; Streptophyta; Zygnematophyceae; Desmidiales; Closteriaceae.
AUGGUGAUUGCUGGUGCAUCUGAGCCAUCGCCAGUGCGCGCUGCCGCCUGGUCGGCUGUGGUCGCCCAGCCUCAGUCGGGGCCCGGAAAGGCGACCAUGCCGACGGAGCCCCUGCCGGCUCCGACGCCCUCGACAAUAGUCGCUGAAAAGACUCUUCCCCACGCACCCGCGGAUCCCCUUGCCGUGUCGGGGGCUGGCUCGUCUGUUCCUGCGGCUGCUCCGUCCGCUCCGCCAGCUGCUCCUGUUCCCCUGGCCCUCUUUGUCGAGCCGUUGGUGCCUGCUCCUGCUGGGGGUGUUGCUGAUCCCCCAGUUCUUGUCCCUGGCGCGCGCGUUGCACCGCCUGCUUCUGUCGCCGACGCGUCUGUACCGGCUUCUGUUUCGUCGCCGAAGGCGGCGUCCGCCACCACCGGCGGCCCGGCUCCGUCGGUUGCGCCCUCAGCGGCGGGGCAAUCUGCGCCUGCUGUGGCGCCGAUGGCCCCGGCAGGUCAGCCAUCACGUCUCCCGUCGCCUGACCGCCGACCGUCUCGCCCUCAUUCCCCCGCGCCCCACCAGGAUCGCAAGUCGUCUCGUCGCCGUCGUGAUUCUCCGCGGCGAUACCAGCAGCAGCCUCACUGGCCUGCUCACCCCGGUGAUCUUCAGCGGGAAGUGUCGAGGGCGGUACGUGAGGAGAGGGCGUCGCAGAGCCAGAGCAGUUCGAUGCGCGCCUCGCCGGCCCUAGAGGCUCCACGCCAGCCUGUGCUCCCGUUGAGUCCACCGCCUGUCGCUGCACCCCCUCCUCAGGUUCACAUCCCAACGGCUCCUGCUCCCGCUGUGUCGGCGCCCGCCCCUGGGGCGCGUCUUCGCUUGCCGCCGGUUCCGCCUGUUGCGGGGGUGGAAUUUGUGGCCGUUGGUGGCGGCGCGUUUGCGGCGCAGCAUUCGCAUCUCGCUGAUGAGGAUCAGCCGCUCCUGUUCCUGGCGGAGGCGCUUCAGCCUCCACAGACUCGUGUUCCGGAGGCGACACUCGGCCAACUCCAUCGCCUCGCUGAGAGUCUUCACGCGCUGCUGCUGAUUCAGGUGGUUGCACAUUCGUCUCUCCCCGUGAUCCCUCCUGAGUCUUUCCGUGGCCGCCAGCGUGACACUUGCCUGGACGCGGCAGACCAGCUCGCGGUGCUCCUGGCGCCCGUGCUGGCUGCGCCCGCGGAGGGAGGCGCUGCUGCUGCGGGACAGCAUGACGAGGCUGUCCGGGGCCUGAGGCGGCACUUGCGCGCUGGAUCUGGAGCCGCGUGUCAGAAUAUUAUGCUCUAG